Molecule: messenger RNA, 2497 nt
Organism: Toxotes jaculatrix (banded archerfish)
Lineage: Eukaryota; Metazoa; Chordata; Actinopteri; Toxotidae
Product: copine-3-like
Exons: 16
Coding region: 503-2128 (541 amino acids)
Biological process (GO): ERBB2 signaling pathway; cellular response to calcium ion
Cellular component (GO): plasma membrane
Molecular function (GO): receptor tyrosine kinase binding; calcium-dependent phospholipid binding
Source: RefSeq, a predicted model, not a curated record
GAGUGUGUGUGUGUGUGUAAUAGCCCUCUUUAAUCUUCUUUAAACUCAGACUCAGCUUUAUUAAAAACAAACGGUCAAACCGGAGCAGUGUGAACUGGCUCUAACACCGGAAGUUCUGUUAAAACUCUUUCUUUCUUGAACGCACCACAGACGCCUGUUCCCCGCAAAUACAGUCGAUGAGAAACAAGCCGCGCUCAGAGUUCCGCCGUGACUUUACGCAGGGGAUUCUGCGGCUGUGAAGUUUUCUUGGUUUAAUUUUAGUGCGAACAACGCUGCACACACAUGCACGCACACGCACGCAUGCACACGCGCGCGCGCGCGCGCACACACACACACACACACACACACGCGCACACACACACACAGAGGCCAGCGGAGGCGGGGCCGCGGGGCGGUGCCCGGGUCCUCAGCUGUUGUUGUCAGAUAAACGUGUCACAGGAACGAGCGAAGACGGGAGGAAGAUAUUCUACUUGUGAACAACCGAACAGUGCAACAGGCUGCCAUGGCCUCAGGUGGGGCCCCACGGCCGGGAGCCACCCAUUUGGCCACGAAGGUGGAGCUGACCAUCUCCUGUGAGAACCUCAUGGACAUGGACGUCUUCUCGAAGUCGGACCCUCUGUGCGCCCUGUACAUCAACACUUCAGGCUCCCAGUGGUAUGAGUUUGGGCGCACCGAGAUGAUCCUGAACUGCCUGAAUCCAAAGUUUGCCAAGAAGUUUGUCAUCGACUACUAUUUCGAGAUGGUGCAGAGGCUGAAGUUCUGCGUGUUUGACAUUGACAAUGACACCUAUGACCUGAGCGACGACGACUUUCUCGGGGAGCUUGAAUGCACCCUGGGCCAGAUUGUUUCCAACAGGCAGAUGACUCGACCCUUGUUGCUGAAAAACAAGAGGCCUGCAGGCCACGGGACCAUCACAAUCUGUGCGGAGGAAAUAACAGACACCAGAGUGGCAGAGUUUGAGGUGUCCGCCCGCAGGCUGGACAAAAAGUAUUUGUGGUGGUCCGACCCCUUCCUGGAAUUCUACAAGCAGACGGAGAACAGAUGGCAGCUGGCUCACAGGACGGAGGUGAUAAACAACAACCUCAACCCGACAUGGAGACCCUUCCGCAUCUCACUGCGAGCUCUCUGUGGAGGAGACGUGGAGAAGCCCAUAAAGGUGGACUGUUACGACCAUCACGUCAGCGGCUCCCAUGACCUUAUCGGGAGCUUUAAAGCCACGCUCGCAGAGAUGCAGAUGGGAACUCACGUUUUGCCGGCCGAAUUUCAGUUUAUUAAUCCAAAGAAGUUAAAGAAGAAAAACUAUAAAAACUCUGGAGUCGUCUGCAUCAAGCGGUGCCAGGUGCAGAGGGAGUACACCUUCCUGGAUUAUAUCAUGGGGGGCUGUCAGAUCAACUUCACUAUCGCCAUAGACUUCACAGGCUCUAACGGGGAUCCUCGCUCUCCACAGUCCCUCCACUACAUCAACCCUGAGGGCUAUAAUGAAUACCUGUCAGCCAUCUGGGCGGUGGGUAAUGUCAUCCAGGACUAUGACAGUAACAAGAUGUUUCCUGUUUUUGGUUUUGGAGCCCAGGUCCCUCCCACCUGGCAGGUUUCCCAUGAGUUUCCCAUCAAUUUCAAUCCAUCAAAUCCAUUCUGUGCAGGCAUAGAAGGUGUGGUGCAUGCGUACCAGCAGUGUCUUCCCCAGGUGAAGCUCUGGGGUCCCACCAACUUUUCUCCGAUCAUCAACCACGUCGCCUGCUUCGCCAGACAAGCUCUCCAGCAGAACAUGGCCUCACAAUACUUUGUGCUGCUCAUCAUCACAGAUGGCGUGAUCACAGACAUGGACCUGACACGCGCCGCCAUCGUGGAGGCCUCUCGUCUGCCCAUGUCUAUCAUCAUAGUGGGUGUGGGCGGGGCAGACUUCAGCGCCAUGGAGUUCCUCGACAGCGAUGACAGAUUGCUGCGUUCGCCCUCCGGUGAUGUCGCCUCCAGAGACAUCGUCCAGUUUGUGCCUUUCAGAUAUUUCCAGGGGAACAACGUGGCCCUCGCCCAGAGCGUCCUGGCCGAGCUGCCUGAUCAAGUGUCCACCUUCUUCAACUCUUACAAGCUGAAACCCCCUAAUUUAUUCAAUGUCUCUGAGCCGUCCUAGAAAGGUGUGACAUUUAACCUGAAUACCUCAUAUUUACCACUUGCCUGCAUCUCUUGUCUCUGUCUUUCUGUGUUUACUGUAGCUAUCGGUACAAACCAGUGCCAAACACUGCUCUUUACAACAUGUGCUGAAUGUGGGGUAAAAAAAAAAAACAAAAAACAAUAAAAAUAGAAAUCACAACAAACCCCAAACCCAUGACUGGAUUUGUCCAAAAUUAGAUCUGACAUGAUGUAAAGUUCAUAAGAGAAGACAGAUGCAUGAAAUCCCCAUCAAUCCCAAUCAAAGUAAUCACAUUGUACCCUGUGCACUAAGAAUGCAUUGCCUGACAUGUUGGUAUGGCUCUGUGGAUUAAAUGUUGUUUUGUGUAUA